AUGAACGCAUCAUUCAUUGGAGUAAUAUUUUGUUUUAUUGGAUCGUUUUUAGGGGCAUUGGGGGAUAAAUAUGUUCAUGAUAGUUAUAAUAUUGAUAGCAAUAAAUUAUAUGCAAAUAAAAAAAAGACAAUGUGGAUAAUUGGAAUAUUGUUAAGUGUAAUAAUCGAUCCAAUUUUUACAGUCAUUGCAUUAUAUUUUACUUCAGCAGCAGUUGUUGCUCCGUUUUCGGGUGUGCAUAUUUUAUGGAAUUUAGUAAUAACAAAUGUUUCGUUAAAAAUCAAAAUCAAAUUACAUCAAUAUAUGGGAACAUUUUUUUUAAUAUGCGGUAUAACUUUAAUUAUUACAUUUUCAGAAAAAAAUACUGAUAUUCUUAAUAUGAAAGAUUUAAUUAAUAUAUAUUUACAGCCAAUAGUCAUCAUAUACAUUUGUUCGGUCUUUCUUAUAAUAACUAUAUUGUUAAUUAUAUGCAUAACCCCAUUAUUUUGUAAUAUUAUCCAUGAAAAUAAAAAAAAUACAAAUAAUAGUAGCAUAGAUAUUAAUGAUAACCUUGAUAAUCAUAUUAGUGAUAUGAAAAUUUAUCAUGAUAAAAAAAAUAUUAGCAAUUAUAAUGAAAUAUCAGAAAAUUACGAAAAAAAAAUAGAUCAAAAUAUAAGUAAAAAUUUAAUUGGCAAUGUGAAAAAUAAUAUUAACGAUCAUAUUGAAGGUGCUACAUGCCCUAACAAUAAUGAAAAUGAUUGUUUAUAUAAAUAUACUUAUAAUAGUAAUGAUUUAUAUAACAACACUUUUGAGCAUUCAUCUAAAUAUUUAUAUCUUAUUUAUAGUAGUAACAUUCCUAAUAAUAAAAGUGAGCAAAACAAUAAAGCUAUACACCGAGUAUAUAAUUAUAAAAUUGCUAAUAGAUUAUCGAGAAAAGAAGAAUAUCCCUUAAGUCGUUCAAAAAAACUGAGAUUAAAUCAUUUAUUAAAAAAAAGACAAAGAAAAUGUAAUAGUGGUAAUACUAAAAGGUAUCGACCCCAAAAAUAUAAAAUUAUGCUUAUUAAUAAUAAAAAAAAAAAAAAAAAUAUCGAAGCAAAAGAUGAUAAAAAGGAGAGACACUUGUAUCAUAACAAAUGCGAUAACAGCAACGAAAAUAUUCAAAGUAAAACAAAUUUGACAAUAACACAAUCUUAUAUAUAUAGCAUGAAAAACUACAAAAAAAACGAAGAAAUAUAUUAUGAAUAUGCACACACACCAUUUUUGCCAUUUUAUUCAAGUCACAGAAGUAUGUCAGAUUAUGAAAAAAAAAAAAAAAAAAAAAAAAAAUUUUGCUCCAUUUAUUACCGAAUAUGUUGUUGUACAUUAUGUGGAAUGUCAGGAGGAUUAGUAAAUAUAUUUUCUGAACAUAUAAUAACAAUUUUUUCAUACGAACAAUUUUACAUAUUCCAAUAUUCUUUCACAUACCUUAUUACAAUUUUAACAUUAUUUUGUUUAUCUAAUCAGCUCAUUUUUUUAAACGUUUCCCUAUCAAAGUUUAGUGUUACAUCCGUUAUCCCUUUAAUUAUGUCAAAUAUUGUUUUCCUUAGUAGUCUAACUACUAUUGUAAUGCAAAUAAAUGAGUCAAAAAUGAGCCGUUGCAGUAUUCUAUUUUUUUUAUUAGGGGCAUUUUUAGUUAUAAUAGGUAUAUUAUAUUUGCAAUAUAACAUAAAUCAAGUACUAUUCAAAUAUUUUAGGAGAAAAAUAAAAUAG
Messenger RNA from Plasmodium berghei ANKA, 1725 nucleotides. Its product is annotated as magnesium transporter, putative. Gene Ontology annotation, cellular component: membrane. NCBI's taxonomy places the organism in Eukaryota, Apicomplexa, Aconoidasida, Haemosporida, Plasmodiidae. The transcript has 2 exons. Gene Ontology annotation, molecular function: magnesium ion transmembrane transporter activity. Bases 1 to 1725 code for a protein of 574 amino acids. The record is from RefSeq and is a predicted model, not a curated record. Gene Ontology annotation, biological process: magnesium ion transport.